AUGCCUAGUGGGCGUAGUUCUCAUCGCAAGUCCGGUGGCUUCCUAGAAGCUCUCGGACAGUGGACCAUGGGCACUGAGACUACUCGUCGCAAUUCCCAUCGCAGUUCCCAUCACAGCUCUCGUCCGCAUCGUGAUACCGAAGCAUACAGACAGGCUCGUCUUGACAAUGCACCGCCUGGACUGAACCUCACGGCUCGCCAGUGGCGAGAGUACGCCGACCAUGUCCCUGCCGGGUACUGCACAGACGAAGAGGAUGGAGAUGGUGGCCAUGAGGACGUGAGACGAUUUCUCCCCCCAGCGCCACAGCCUGAGCCUGAGCCUGAGCCGGUUCAAUUUCGUUCUGCAUGGUCGCACUCUUCAAGUUCGGCGGUGACUCGUGCGCAUGGGACUGUUAGACGACGAGACUCGCCUCUAGACCGUAUCAUUGGUCAGAUUCCUUGUUCGCCAAUGUUUCUCGCUUUGAGGAACGGCGAGGUGUAG
Messenger RNA from Fusarium graminearum PH-1, 480 nucleotides. RefSeq lists its product as uncharacterized. Bases 1 to 480 code for a protein of 159 amino acids. The record is from RefSeq and is a predicted model, not a curated record. The transcript is spliced from 2 exons. NCBI's taxonomy places the organism in Eukaryota, Fungi, Ascomycota, Sordariomycetes, Hypocreales, Nectriaceae.